UGUUUUCCAUUGCAACGAGCGGAACAAGAAGUCAGCCUCGUCUCUCAACUCAAUCGCCAGUCUCUCUCCAAUUCUCACUCCCUCAAAGCUAUCGACAAACACAAACCUUCCACUCGAAGCACAAGACAAACAAGAAAAAACCAAGCAAAAGCCUGGAGCAAGAAAUAACAAAAAAUGUCCAGCGUCAAGGUCGUCGUGCGCGCAAGACCGCUCAAUGCACGCGAGCGAGACCUCAAUUCGCGCAUUGUCAUUGAGUUUGCUGCAAACCAAGUCCGAAUCGUAAACCCGGCGCCCAGGAACGAGCAUGAGCGAAAGCCAAAGUACUUUACAUUCGACAAGUGCUACUGGUCCGUCCAGCCGCAAGACCCGGCGUUCAUGACGCAGCAGGCAGUCUACGACGACAUUGGCCGCGACGUGCUGGACAACGCGUUCGCCGGCUACAACGCGUGCAUUAUGGCCUACGGACAGACCGGCGCAGGCAAGACAUUCUCCAUGAUGGGCGACACGGAUGAGCCCGGUAUUGUGCCGCGCCUGUGCCGCGACAUGUUUAGCCGAAUGAUUCAAAACUCGGUUCGCGACGAGAAUCUGAGCUACCGGGUCGAGGUGUGCUACAUUGAAAUCUACAACGAAACUGUGCGUGAUUUGCUCGGUACAAACACGACAAUGACGCGACGCGUGCGCGAACAUCCCGUGCUUGGUCCUUACGUUGAGGACGUGGCUCGGCACGUCGUCACCAGCUAUGCGGACAUUGAACGCCUGCUUGCGCAAGGCAAUCAGCAUCGGACCACCGGAGCAACCCGCAUGAACGAGCAGAGCAGUCGCUCGCACGCCAUCUUCACCAUCGCCUUCACACAGACGCGGUUUUCGGGCGAUGUCGACACUGCGUUUGAAACGGUUAGCAAGGUCAAUCUUGUGGAUUUGGCCGGCAGCGAGCGGGCGAAAGCGUCGCUCGCCACGGGCGCUCGUCUAAAAGAGGGCGCCAACAUUAACAAGUCGCUCACCACACUCGGCACUGUGAUUUCAGCGCUCGGCGAGAAAGGCGGCGCCCAAAACGACGCCUUUAUUCCCUAUCGCGACUCAAUUCUCACCUGGCUUCUCAAGGACAGUCUCGGUGGCAAUUCCAAAACCGUCAUUUUAGCAGCCAUUUCUCCUGCCAGUCAUAAUUUCGAAGAGACUGUAAGCACUUUGCGCUAUGCAAGUAGUGCCAAGAAGAUUAUCAACCACGCUGUUGUCAACGAGGACGCGAAUCUGAGGCUCAUCCGUGAACUCCGAGCCGAAAUUGCAUUGCUGAAAAAUGCCCUGGGGUCAACAGGCCAGCACGGAGCGUUUGAUUCCGCCAGCGCAGCUGCAGCGCUAUCCUCUCCAGCUGCCAUAGCUGCGGCAGCUGCGGCGACAACCACUGCUGCAAGUGCGCCGCCAACACCGCUGCUCAAGAAGAUUGCUCGUUCAGAAGCCUUGGUGGCGGAAAUGACUACCUCCUGGCAGGAUCGCCUCAGCCGGACUGAAAAGGUUCUGGUCGAUCGCGAUCUUGCCGUGAAAGAGUACGGCUUGGCCUUGCGGGUAGAAUCUGAAGCACCGCACUUUGUCAGCUUGAAUGACAACCCGCUUUCGACCGGAGUCACCUUGUACACGCUCUCCCCGGGAAUCACUCACGUUCGGUGGGGCGCCAUGCGCGUAAGAUCCUCAUCAGCCGCCGUUACUUCGGGUACGCCGUCCUCUGGGGACGACGUGCCGGCAGAAGACGCCCUCUUCCCCUCCGACAUGCCUCAAAACCCGGAAGGAAUGAAUCCUGCAGCUGUAAUUCUUCUGGACGGUGUAGGGAUUGAUCGCGACCACUGCUAUAUUGCUGCUGAGACGGACACGGUGACGCUCCAUCCGGUCUCUGAAAUGUGUUUUGUCAACGGCAACCAGGUGACUGAGCCCACCGAGCUGCACCAAGGUGACACUGUCGAACUCGGCGAGUCUUACUUAUGGCGGUUUAACAACCCAAUCGAAGCCGCUAAACUCAAAAAGACUGGCGCUUUACGCCCGACUGUGCGGUCGCUCAUGUCUCCAAGGCGGGACAGCAGCCGAUCCCUUAGCGGCAAUCUUCCUGCUUUGGCAGCGUCCAGCGCCUCCGUCAGCGGUAGCUCGCAGCCAAACUCGCCAGGCCCUCAGUCGUCAGUUUUGGGAUUGCAAAGCCCCGCCUCUUCAAUCCCUGAACCAUCCACACCAAGCAAGCCAGCAGUUUCAGUUCAGCACGCGAGUACCUCUCCGAUGCGCGACGCUGCUUCUUCUUCUGCUUCUUCUUUGACCUCCGCGGUUGGAGCUGAACAAGCACCUCAAGCACUGCCUCAGAUCGACUUUUCUCCGUCCGAACCAGGCGACUUUGAGCUGGAGGCGGAGCGGCAUCGCAACCCAAACUACUUGCCUCCAAUGCCAUUCGACGAGGCUGGAAGCUUGUUUCCGACCAUUUCGGCAGAGCUCAUUCGACGAGCUCGCGCCGAGUCGAUGCUCGAUUUGCCAAAGAGUACUACGACCGAUCGAGCGCGCGCCGACUCUGUGGUUGACCUGCAGCAGCACGCCGAGAGCACCGAGCACCUGAAUCUCAUGUCAUCUUCCUUUGGGGACGACAUGAAUUUGCUGGACGAAAGCCUGGAUCUCAUUGAUGAUGAUGAUGCCUUCUCGAAGGAGUUGGAGGAUGAAUUCGAAGAAGAGCCGUCAUCGACGAUCGAGGCGACGAAUGACAGUCCUGUUGUGCGUGAUGGAACGUCUUCCGCGUACACGGAGGGAGACACAACUCUACUUGGAGACGACGAGGUCUCGUUAGACGACGCCGACGAGCAGCACGAGCAGCUCGAGCAAGCCCAUGCCGAUGCCGAUGCCGAUGCCGAUGCCGAUGCCGAAGGGCAGCGCAGCCAGAGCUUGAGCAUGACCCUCGACGGCGAACUUGCGCCCGAGGUUGAAGGGAGCGUUGCCACAUCCGAUUCAUUACUCCUCAGCGACGAUCACAUGCUGAUAGAUGUUCAGCAGCCAUCGGGCGCGGAGGACGUCGUUUUGCCCUCCGGCGACGUGCAGGAUGUGGCUGUUUCGAGCCUUGCUGCUGCUGCUGCUGCUAUUAGUCGGCCGGAAGAGCUGCAAGUAUCCACUGAGACGGUCGACACGAACGUUCCAGCCCAACACCAUGACUUGCUCGACACCUCGUCGCUCAUCGAGCUUUUGCAUCAAGUAGAUGAAAGCUCGGUGUUGUCGCAGCACAUUGUCAAUACUACUGUCGCGGUCGAUGAGAGCGCCAGCGCACCUGCGGUGGCAUCUUCUGAACUCCCCGCGGACGCAGUCUUACCCUCAGCUACCGAUUCCACUGUCAGUCAGUUGGGCACCAGUCAUCAAAACACCAGUGCAGCCCCAGAGUUGGAUGGCGAACCUGUGCUAGCUGAGGAGGUUGAUUCGCUGGCUGCCUCGACGCUCACAACUUCCGAGGGUCAUGCUCCACCCACCGUCGAGCCAUCUGCGACUGCAGAACACGCAAACGACAUGAGCUCGAGCGACGUGGCCGAUCUCAUCCAAAACAAGAUCGAUGGAUUGUGUAGCCAACUGGCUGCAGAGCAAUCCGAUUUGCCGGCCGAUGAAGGCGAGCAACUGAUGCACGAAUUGGUGCAGCUUCGGUUUCGCCUGUUUGAAAUCCAGCAAGCUCAGGCAGAGGGCGGCUCACCAACAGACGACGGACUCCAAUCUCUGCCGCCACCGCUCACCCCCGCACAGCCAUCCUUUUCCCGCGUGUCAGAGUUGCAAGCCGUGACGCAGCAGCUCGAGGAUGCCAAAGCCCAGCUGGCCGCACUCGACCAGGCCCUCGCCUCUCCGACAGACCGGCGCAACUCUCGCGUUGCAGAGACCGAUCGCGCCUUGCUUGCGGAGAUGCUACACAAGCUAGAGCUGCGCCAGAGCAAACUAAAAGCCGAGCGAACGCUCGAACACGAGCAAAUCCUGCAGCUGACUCAAAAUCUGGAGCAGCGCGUUGGAGAGUUGCGGAAUCGAGGAGCUGCAUCAUCGUCGGCCGGGGUUGGUGCGACUUCCGCAGCAGCCUUGCUGGAGCGCCCACGUGCCGAUUCCGGAUCCCAUGCUGCGACAGCACCAGCAUCACCAGCACCAGCAUCCGCAACAGCAACAGUGUCUGCUUCCUCCAAAGAUGAGCAAGUUGUGGAAGCUGCUGCCAUCUCGGUCUUGGAGCGUUGCUCUGUCUACAUUUCCAUCCCGCAGGCAGUCGAGAAGAUCGAGGUCGGCAGCGACCACAAGGAAAGCCGUUUCCACUUUUACAUUGUUCGCAUUCGUGUUGGCGACAACGUCUGGGACUUGCAGCGCCGCUACUCGCAGUUUCGCGAGUUCCAUUUAGCCAUUCGUUCCAAAUUCCCGUCCGGCGUCAAGAUUAUGUUUCCGCCACGCAAAACCAUCGGCCACCGCAACCCCGACUUUGUCGAGAGGCGCCGCAUUCGGUUGGAGUCGUACCUUCGGUGCGCGAUUGCCGCCUUCCUGACCGAACCGCUGUCUCCCAUCGCCGACAAUCCCUCCAAGCAGACCAUGCAGGCGGAAAUCCCAUUUCUGCGACCAUGACCAAGAACUGAAAUGACCUCGGGUUGUUGGGUGCUUUUUGAUUGAAGAUAGGGGACGACACACAUUUCCCCAUACAGUACGGCAGAAAAAAAAAGUACAAUUCGAUAACUAUGAG
Capsaspora owczarzaki ATCC 30864 is the source of this 4702-nucleotide messenger RNA. Its product is annotated as kinesin family member 1C. Gene Ontology annotation, molecular function: microtubule binding; phosphatidylinositol binding; ATP binding. The record is from RefSeq and is a predicted model, not a curated record. The transcript has 5 exons. Gene Ontology annotation, biological process: microtubule-based movement. The coding region runs from base 175 to 4587 and encodes 1470 amino acids. NCBI's taxonomy places the organism in Eukaryota, Filasterea, Ministeriida, Capsasporidae.